AUGAAUUUGUUAAAAAUAAAGCUUGCCAUCCACCUAUUCAGUCAACAAAAACUAAUACCAGAUUGUAGAAACAAAGAUAGCAAAAGGCACCAACAACUUGGGCUAAACUGGAACACUUUCCUUCAGUAUCGUCUAAGGAACCACAAGCCACCUCUGAAUCUAUCUCGUUGCAGUGGCGGGCACGUCCUUGAGUUCCUUAAGUACCUUGACCAGUUCGGCAAGACCAAAGUCCACGCUGUUUCUUGUCCUUUCUUCGGACAACCUAACCCACCGGCCCAGUGCACUUGUCCUCUCAAGCAAGCUAGAGGAAGCCUCGACGCUCUCAUCGGCCGUCUAAGGGCUGCUUUCGAGGAAAUCGGCGGUGGUCUUCCCGAUUCAAACCCUUUCGCUGCCAAGGCCGUUAGGAUCUAUCUUAAGGAAGUCCGUCAAACUCAGGCUCAGGCUCGAGGGAUCCCUUACGACAAGAAGAAACGAAAACGUCCUCAUACCACAGCCACGGCUACUCCAACCGCCGGUACUCAUGAAGACGACGCCGGAGGAAGUAGUGAUGCUACCUUGGUCGUAUAGUCGAGAAUAAUCCAAUCAGAUACCCAAUGCUAAAAUCUUUUUAAA
Messenger RNA from Camelina sativa (false flax), 612 nucleotides. NCBI's taxonomy places the organism in Eukaryota, Viridiplantae, Streptophyta, Magnoliopsida, Brassicales, Brassicaceae. The record is from RefSeq and is a predicted model, not a curated record.